Amoebophrya sp. A25 is the source of this 2461-nucleotide messenger RNA. NCBI's taxonomy places the organism in Eukaryota, Dinophyceae, Syndiniales, Amoebophryaceae. The record is from the annotation of a GenBank genome assembly.
GGGAGACAUUCGCCUCGAGGUGCAGACCGGCAAGCCCCUGUCGUUCGAAGAGAAGAAAACGAACCUAGACGCUGUGUGGGCUGUGGCUGACUUCCCGGAGAGCAAGCUGGAGGUCGCGGCAAGGUGCAUUGCCGAGAGGUAUGCAGCGGUGCGGCGGCGGCGAAGGGAUGCGGCGCACUGGGCCACGCAGAAACGAGCAGUCGCGUUGCUGCAGCGAAACUGGCGGCGGGCUCUCUACGCUCGAGACCUUGCCGAAAUGCGAAAAAAACGAGUGCGGCAAUCAGAAGAGUCCAGGCCUAAACUUCAGUCGCAUGGCAGUUCGUCCUCUUGCGUAAGUGCAGGGUUCACUGUUGAUCCUGGAGGAACGCAGCGAGAUCGUCCUCUGAAGACUGGUGAAACUGGAGAUGCCGAGGUUGAGAAGAAUGAAGAAACUGCGGAAAGCGAAGCCCAAAGAAGCGAGAAAAAGGAGCGACGACAAAGCGCGAAAAAUAUAGAUGACGUUGAUGCAGUCGAGGGGCAUCACGAAAGUAAUAAGCGGGUUGAAGAUCAUAGCGUGAAUAGAAGUUCUUCUAGCAGGGGAGGUGGAGACUCGAAAUUCCGUGACUUUCGACGUCGCCAGCAGGCACGACGUGCAAACUUCGCUGAUUUUGAUUCCUUCUUUGCUGGUUCAGAAUCUCCUUUAGCAAACGGAAAUGUUGCGUCCUUCUACAGUCUGCAGGGUCAUCAGGAAGGGCUCUCUGCUCCACAUCGAGGCCGUGCAGAAGGAAGUAGCAUUCAUGGUGGUGGUUUCAAAGGUAAGAGCGGCCUCGUCGAAGGAGCUGCAUUUGGCGCGACCAAUUGUGCGGGCUCAGCAAAGGGCACGCCAGUCGCUGGACUGGCUGCGCCGGGCUUUUUACCACCGCCACGACAGCAUGCCAAGGAACGCAUAGUAACAGAUUUCGACCAGGUAAAAGCCAUAGAGGUCUUUAAGUCUGACGAUGAUGAAGACGCGGACGAGGCGGAGCCAACUGUGUUCACAAAAGAGCAGGUGGAGCGCCUGGCGGCGCGUGCUCAAGGACUAGAAGCGGAAGAGGCCGAGGCAGAGAAGCGACGGAAGCUGGCAUUAGCGCGACAGCGCAUGCUAACACAGACAAACGCCUAUGAGGCCGCAGGAGGAGUCAGCACGUCAUCAGACGAUGACGACACCCCUGACGGUGGAGGAGGGUUUUUCGACGUGAUGACGCAGCUUGGCGCAACGCUUGUCGCGACGGGCGCGGGACAACCGACUAAGGACGUGGAGCCAGACACGCAUUUUGCAGCUGCCAUGUUUGAUGACGGCGGGCUAGUAGCUGGGGCAGCGGACGAUCUGCCCCUAGAUGAACACGACGACGGAGACCUCCCCUACGAAGGCUUGGGAUUGCUGGGCGACGUCGAUGAGAAAGGCGACGGCAACCUGGGUUUUUUGUCGGAGAACGCCGGACUAGAUCUUGUGAAUGCACAUCCAGGAGACUUGGAUGCAAGCAUUGCGCCAGACGACGCUGGUAGCGCGGCUGAAGUAGAAGACGGCGAGAAUGGGAAUUCCAGUCCUGACCGACUACGGAGCAAGGCUGGUGAAGGAGAAGGUGCGUCUCGUAUACAAACGAAGUCGUCAACAACAUCAAGUUCAAAACAAGGCAUCGCGGCCCGAGAGGAGGAUGAAACAGCGAGCGAGAGAGAUGUAGCAAAAAGUACUGCGAUGGAACCGACAUCUCCAAAUAGGGCACACGCACACAGGAAUGCAGGUCCAACGACAGACACAGAUUCCGCUGCAAAGGUGCCCGCCGCAUCACUCUCGAACGAUAAGAAAGGACCCUCAGGAGAGGGAGGCGUUGACGCUGGCAUUGUAAAAUCGAAAGCAGAAGCAAGUGCAGUUGCAGAAGAGCCAGGGAAUGUUGAGAAACGAGGCGUCGGCGUCGCGCCGCAACGAUUGCAAACAGAGGAGUUUGGCCUGGGGAGUGAGUCGCUCGAUAAAAAUCCUGGUGUUGCUGGUAGUCGUGCCUCGCCAUCCCGUAGUUCUGGACAGCGGUCUGCUUUCAGUGGUCUGGCGUCAGGAGAGAAGCUGAGGCCACAGCCGUCCUCCUCUCCUGCUAAUCGUGGCGUAUCGGCUGGCGUGCCCAGCUCCCCGUCUAGAAUAGCGAAUCUGGCUGAGGGCGACGCGAUAGUUGAUGACGAAGUAGCCGUCCAGGGCGAUGCGGAUCACGAUGCACUGGCAGAUAGGCGUAUUAACAAAAUAAAAUCGGACCACGGGUCACCCUCGAUGGAGCCAGAAAAACUCGAUUCUCCCCAGAAAGUUUCUGGAGCGGCUCUGUGGCGUGAUGACGGGAGCCCAGUAUCGUUAUCCUCGGGAGGGCGAAAGAGCAGCGUUCUGGAGUCGAAGGAGACAGGGGACCACGAUGAAGGUAUGGCUACCGCUUCCUCAGAUGAUGACGACAUCGUUGAAUGA